Molecule: messenger RNA, 5657 nt
Organism: Tribolium madens (black flour beetle)
Lineage: Eukaryota; Metazoa; Arthropoda; Insecta; Coleoptera; Tenebrionidae
Gene: mus201
Product: DNA excision repair protein ERCC-5 homolog
Exons: 6
Coding region: 2444-5608 (1054 amino acids)
Biological process (GO): nucleotide-excision repair
Cellular component (GO): nucleus
Molecular function (GO): DNA endonuclease activity; single-stranded DNA binding
Source: RefSeq, a predicted model, not a curated record
CAACCGAAUUUGCACCUGGUAUAUUUUGUGAUUCUGUCAAAUUCGGAUUCAAAAUUUGUUGUGUGAAAGAUUUCAGAUUAUUUAUGUUUAAGACUGUUUUUGAAGUGUUAAUAAUCGUUUUUAAUUUACGUAUUAGUAAAAAUGUAGUGUUUGUGGAGGUGUGAGUGGCGUAUGAGAUUCGUUUUUGGUUAGUUGAAGACAUUAAGAUGAACGUGUAAAGGAAUAUUCAGCACCAUCCUCAGGAUGGGAACCGACAUGUGUACUCAAAUGGGCCAAUCACAAGCCGGAUCAACAUUUGAACAGAAAAAUCAAAUUUUUCCCAGUGAAACCUCGGAAAAUCGUUGUUUUGUCUCAAAUCGGUCAUUGUUUGACUACAAUUGCGUGUAUAAAGCCUCUCUUUGUGUAAUUUUGAUGGAAUAUAAAGAUUGACAUGUUGCCGGAACAUAACCUCAACUUUUUGUUGAUGUUUUUUCCAGCACUUACCUUUCGAAUAAUGAGUCUCGGAAGGGCCAUUCCAGUGACAGAACACACCAAUUUGACUGUAGAACCGUAAUGAAUGUAUCCAUCACGUACUUGAAACUCCUCACUUUCAGAUUCAUUGUCGUCUAAUAAGUGUAUAGUGAAAGCACCCCACUGUGUGGAACUGGCAUGAAAAUGUCCAUUUUCCACAUGUAAAUACCGCGUGGAGACAGUCUGAGAUCUAAGUCGGUUAAAAAGCGCCACUUUGGUACCGCUCGCAAUACACAAAUCAGCGUUUUUUAAAGAUUGCUUCUUCUUUGAAGGCUUUGAGAUAACUUUGAUCCUUUUGCUGUGAAACACCCCAAUGUCGUGUCCCGACCCGUAGAACAUCUUCACGGAUAACAUAAAGUGUUUCCUCUUGUCCGAAUCGGAGAUGUACAGAGUUUUCGCGGCACAGUACUGCUUGCCAUUAUUCAAAUCCAGCUGCUGCAUGUCUUGAUCCGAGUUCCCGAUUCCUAUGAAAGCGCACAAUUGGGAGGCUUGUUCUGACUCGCCCUCCCUCAGCAUCUGUUCCUGGCGAAGCCUCCAGCCAUCCCCGAACAGAUAUAUACAAGGCGGAGGACAAAAAAACCUCUUCUCGUUCCCGUAGGACUUCUGCGCCACCUUAGCGUGCAGAAUGACGAUAACCAUGUCGGACCGGUCCCUCAGGUAUCGCUCCAUGGCCUCUCGGGUGAGCCUCCGGUCCUCACCGCGAUAACCCCCGGGCACCACCGCCCCCGAAAACCGCGAAUACAUAGCCCCGUGCUGCGGUGGUGGCGUCGGGGGCGACUGAGCGUGGGCUAUGCCCGGCAAUCCGUACUGAUGGGGCAUUUCAAAGCACUUAAUCAAGUAGGCCGCAUCGCACAAGCGUUUGUUUUAUCGAUGCACUCACAGCCAACUCUUCGCACGGCUACCGCUACACACGGUGAGAACAAAUGCCAUGCUUCCCCCUCCUUUGCCCCCCAAUAUCUCAUUCGAAAAACACCUGUUUGGAGAGAGGAUUUUCCGACAGGAUGGCCAACUUUCAAAUGACAAGUUUUCACAGGAAGUGCCCAAAUUAGAGCGUUAUAGGAAUUUUUUACAAGAUGAAGUGACUUCUGAGAUGGGUUUGAUGGGCCAGGAUGGGUUUACGGACGGAAUGGGCGGCGGGACGGGCGCGGUUGGAUUGCUGAAAAUUAUGUAAUUUUGGUAGCGUUAAGGCGGGUUUACAUGCGUAAAACGGUAGUUAAUGACAAGACAGUGGCGGAGAGAAAAAAGACCGGUUUUAUGAUGAGAAAUUUUUCUAAUUCCCAUCACCUUGAUAGCUGAUUUACUCUAAUUAGGUGCUAUUUAUUAUUAUACGUAAUCACUCAGUUGUAUACAAAAUAAUUUUAAAAAGAAAAAAACAAGGUAUCAACAAAGAGAGCCGUAUUUAAUUAUUCAUAAUUAAAAUAGUAAAAUAAACACAAUAAGUUUGCUUGGGAAAUUAAAUAGUCGCAAAAAUAAACCGUCUUAAUUUUCCACAAAGUUUGUCUAUGGGGAUAUCUUAUUUGGGGAGCGCACGCCGCCGCUGUGAGACAAAAGAAUAUCGUUCAAUUGUGUAUUUAUUGACAUAUGGGCGCACGUCACUGAUCAGUGUGUUUAUGAAUGGGUCCCCUCCCGCGUGAAGGUACCUUUAGCGCCGCUCCCCCCGCCGUCCCUCAGGAUGUUGGGGUUACAGCCAGGGCGUGGGAAAAUCAUGGUGUGGGAAAGAGUGGGUGGCCUCGGCGAUUCUCAAACAUUUGAUACUGAGAGAUGUAAUUCAGACCGCUGGACGAGAUUAGGUCUGUUUUCCUCUGAUUUGAUGAUUCUUCGCAUCUAAAUCAUGGGAACUGACUGACGUUCGUGUCGCGGUCGUUCAUCGCCGCCUCAGACCGUGGGAAUUUUUAACAUCAGACACCUCGAAUUAUUUACCAGAAAAUAUAUUAUGGGAGUUCACGGUCUGUGGAGGCUCAUCGAGCCUUCCGGCAAACCCGUGCCUUUGGAAUCUCUAGAAAAUAAAGUGUUAGCUGUCGAUGUAUCGAUUUGGUUGCACCAAAUCGUCAAAGGGUUUCAGGACGCCAAGGGGGCUGCAGUUCCUCAUGCACAUCUACUGGGGAUCUACCACAGAGUAUGCAAAUUGCUUUAUUUCAGAAUCAAACCGGUGUUUGUCUUUGAUGGAGGUGUUCCAGUUCUCAAGAAACAAACCAUAGCUUUACGAAACCAGCAAAAGUCCAAAACCUUAUCCGAGGCGGAACGCAUCCACAAAAACCUCUUAUCGGCCUUAGUAAAACAUAGCGCUAUUAGCAAAGUCUUAUCUGAAAAAGCCAAAGCAGCUAUAACCGCAUCAACUUCCCCAACAAAACGCGACGAUGACGAACUUUACGUCUUGCCCCCAUCUCAAUCUUUGGACUCUACACUGUCACAAAGUGACAGUUCGGAUUCAGAAGAUUCGGGGCUUCCCCGAUACGACUUACAUUCGAUAGACACUGAAAGUGCCGAAUUCAAGUCCUUACCGGCCGACGUUCGGCAUGAAAUUCUUUCCGACUUGAAGGACACACGAAAGCAGUCUUCGUGGGGACGAAUCCACGAAAUGCCCACUCAAAGUGAUAACUUUUCCACAUAUCAAAUGAAGAGACUCUUGAAGAGGCAGUCAGUACAAAUCGCUCUUGAAAACGUAGAGAAAGAGAUGGGGGGACACUCCUUAUCAUUGGGGGAGCUGGAGAAAUUGCUCAAAGAUCAGGGAGUUAUAACGAAUUUGAAAGGAAAUCGGAUUGCUUCAGAUGAAAAUACACGAUUUCUUCUAAUCAAAGAUAUCAAGCAAGCUAUGGAGGAUGCGAAAAAACAAAAUUUACCAAUGAUUGAAGAGAGCGAAGAAGGCGAUGAAACAAAAGAAGAGGAGAAGAAUGUGAAGAAUAAAGGGGACCAAGAAUUUGAAGAUGAUUUGAAGAGGGCUAUAGAACUAUCUUUGGAGGCGACACCAUCGACGUCGAAAAUAAAAGACAACGAAGAUGAGGUACCGUCUACCAGUUCUAAGGGGAAGAGACAACUGUCGUUGUCGUUUCUUACCGAUUUCGAAGAUGCCGAUUUUGGAUAUUCUGACUCCAGUGAAGAAGAAGAAGCAGUUCAUACGAGGCUAACACCAGCUCAGAGAUACAUGAUGGAGUAUAGUGGACUGACUCCUAGCGAAAUUGCAAAGAUUAUUGCCAGUAAAAGUAGGACUGUGAAGAGCGCUAGUGAAGAAACAAAAGAAGAAAAGGAUAAAAAUAGCGCACAGGCAGUUGAGAGUAGUUCUGAUGUUUCUAACAGUAUUAUAAAGAGUCCUGAAGAAACUAAAGACGAAACAGAUGAGGCUGGUAGUAGUUCAGAUGUUUCUAAUAAUAUUAUCAGGGAUAGUGAACAAACAAUGGAAGAAAUAGAAAAGUAUGAGAGUAGUUCAAAUAUUUGUAGUGCAGUUACCAAAGGCAGUAUUGAAAAUGGUGUAGAUUUAGCUGAUGAAGUUAUUACUUCUACAGUUGAAGUAAUGUCAGAUUCUACAUGUAGCGACGAGGAGGACUUUGUGGAUGUAGAUGAAGAAUUACAGACGAAAAAUACCAUUGGGAAUACUGGAAUGGAGGUCGUAAUAAAGCCAGAUGAAGAAAUUGAAGAUGAUCUCUUUAAGGACGUAUUUGAAGAAAUUGAAGAGAAAACGGAAGUGUCAAGUAGCACUGAAGAUACUGUUAAAGAAGUGGAAAAAGAAAGAAAAACAGAAGAAAGAACGUCAGGUCAAUUACUGAAAGAAAAGAUUGAGAAGAUGGUUAAAGCAUAUACGAAACCUCAACAUGAAGAAAAGAAAGAUAGCAAAGCGAAUACUGAAUUAACAGUUGAGCAACUGAACGAAAUGAGAGAUAAUCUCAGAAAGGAACAAACAGAAUUACUAAUAGAGAAACAAACAAAAGAAAGAACUGCGGGUAAUAUUACCGAACAAAUGUUUCAAGAAGCUCAGGAACUCUUGGAAUUGUUUGGGGUGCCGUACAUUAUAGCCCCCAUGGAAGCCGAGGCUCAGUGUGCUUUUCUAGAGCUGAUUGGUCUUACUGACGGUACCAUAACCGACGAUAGUGACAUUUGGCUAUUUGGGGGAAAAACCGUCUACAAGAAUUUUUUCAACCAAAAUAAAAUUGUGAUGGAAUUCAAAUCAGAAAACAUCCAACACCAUUACAAACUGACAAGGGAACAAAUGAUCCUCCUAGCCAUGUUGGUGGGGAGUGAUUACACCACAGGUUUGACUGGAGUUGGUCCAGUGACGGCUCUAGAAAUUUUGGCCGCUUUCCCUCCCAAAAAUCACAUAGUCUCGGGUUUGUCAGAGUUUAAAAAUUGGGUUAAAAGAGGCAAACUGCCCGGCCCUGGUCGGACUUCCCUUCGCGGCAAGUUGAAGAAUCUGAGUUUCACGGAGAAUUUUCCAAAUCCCCAGAUUGUUCAAGCCUAUCUAGAGCCCAAAGUUGAGACAAGUAAAGAGAGAUUUACAUGGGGGAAACUUGAUGUUUUUGGGUUAGUGGAAUUCACGAGACAAAAGUUCGGAUGGACGAAAAACAAGACUGAGGAAAUUCUUAAUCCAAUUUUGAGACGAAUGAAGGAAAGUAAGAGUCAGAAAGCAAUUACUGAUUUUUUCAAGGUUGAGUAUAGAGUGGAUUCAGGGGGGAUGGAGAAGCAGAUGAGCAAGAGAGUGAAGACUGCGCUAGAUAAGAUAGGGAAAGGAAUUGGAGUUGAGGGGGAGGAGGAAGAACCGAAAAAGAAGAAGAAAAAAGUAGGGAGGAAAAACGAAGAUGAGGAUAUUAAAAUCCUGAAGGAGACGAAAGUUAGGUCGAAAAAACGAGUGGAAGAAAUACAGAAAGAAGUUAAAAAGGAGAUUCAAGAACAAAAAGAAGAAAGGAAGGUUAAUCUUCAGAAAUUACACAAAAUGGAAGUUAUUCCUCAGAGACAGAAAGAUAAGGCUGAAAUGUUGAAAAAUCGAAUUCAGGCUAUUGAAACUUUUAGAAGAUCAAAACAAGGUCCUGGUUACGUGAAAAAGAGAGCAAAAGUGCAGAAAGAGCCACAAAAAGAUGCGAGUUACUUAUCAGAAAGUGACACUGAUUAGUUUUUGUUACUAUUUCUUCUUUUUUAAAUAAAGUUCUAUUUUUACUUUU